AUGGCGUCGGAUGAGCUGUGGCAAGCUUUGGUGCCGCGCCUGGCGACUAGGGAGAAUGAGAGCGUCGCCAUCGCGGUGGCGCGCACGUGCCGCACCCUGCGCGCCGCGGUGGAGGCGAGGCUGUCGCAGCUCCAUGUCUCCUCCUCUGAAACUAACUGGAAUGACAUGAGGAGGUCACCCACGUGCCUGCGGGACAUCGGCACUCGUUUCGCGCGGGUCACCACCCUGCAUGUGUACCUGCACACCGGGGCCGCCGUGGAGCUCCCCAAAAACCUGCAGGCCGCUGGCGCCGCGUGGCCCUCGGUGCUGUCGCUCUUCAUUGAGGCAGACUCCUUGACCGGCCCCGACGACCUCGUGCACGCCCUCGCGCUGCUCACCGCCCGCUGCCCAAACCUGGUCUCUGUGCAGCUGUUGGGGGACGCCAGGGUCGCGCCCGGCGGCGCCGCCGGCGCUGGCGCGACGGGCCUGUUUGCGGCGCUGUCCCCGGCGGCGGGCACCCUGCGCAGCGUCGACCUCCAGAACUGCACCGGCCUGGUCGCCCGCGAUACAUCGCGCCACCUGCCCCAGUUGUCCGGCCUGACGUGGCUCGCGUUCAGGUAUGGCCCCGCAGACGAGCCGGGGGCGCGCGAGGCUUGGGACGCCGUGGCGGCUGCGGUGGGGGCCCUGACAGCGCUCGAGGUUCUCAGGGUGGAAGGCCGCGACCCAGAGCCGCCGGGCGCGCGCCCGCUGCGGCUGGCGCCGCUGGCGCGCCUGCGGGUGUUGGAGGCGCUGCCGGCUGUGGCGGAGGGCGCGCUACGCGGCGUGUGCGCCGAGGGCGGGGCCCUGGCGGCGCUGACCAAGCUGCGGCUGCGUGGCCCGUGUCUUACAUCACGGGAGGCUGUUGAGGAUGACGUCACCGACGCCGACCUGCUGGCCCCAGAGCCGCUCGACGCCGCUGCCAUAGCGGGCAUCUCGCGCGCUGCCCCCGCGCUGGACGUCCUCUAUGCCGACUCAGGCGUCCUCCUGCCGCACGGCAGCCCGGCCGCGCUGCCGGAGACGCUUAAGGAAAUGCGCCUGGGCCCGUCCGAUGUGGUGCUCGCGCGGCUCGCGCCGCAGCUGACCUCCCUGUCCGUCCUGGAGGCCCUGCAGUGGGGCGUGCGGCUGGAGGCGGCGCUUCAAGAGCAUCCCACGCUGGAGCGGGUGACGUUCAAAAAGUGCCGCAUCCUCAGUGAGCGCGAGGAGGAGGAAGAGGACGAGGAGGACGAGCUGAACGGCGGCGAUGGCCUGGGCUUCCUGGCGGAGCUGCCGCGGCUGCGCGCUGUGAAGAUCUCGCAGAUGGAGCCCGACUUGCUGGCAGGCCCGCGCGCGGGCGAGUGGGUCAGCCGCCGGCUGUGCACGUGGGCGCUAGCAUGGGCGGGCGGUGCUGUUGAGGAGCUUGACCUGUACCUUGGGCACGCGGGGGAGCCACUUGCGGUCCUGGCAUUGAUAGGCGCGGCAAUGGGCGCACGCCUCAGGCGCCUCAGCCUGAUGCUGGAGAACUCAGCGCACCCGGGCGACGGUUGGGGGCGAGAUGCGCCCACUUCUGCGGCGCGAGGCCUUCUGUCGCUGCCACUCUUCACCCGGCUCGAAGAGCUCUCGCUCGUCCUGGUGUCUCUGGGGCCCCUGCCCCCGCUCGUCCCCGGCCCGGCAGGCACGGGCGGUCGGGGCGUCGAAUUUGGUGAGGGCAGCGGGCAGCGUGGAUCCAGCGGCGGCGGGUGGGAGGCGUCCAUCACCGUACUGUUGGCGCCGCUGUUGUCGCUGCGGCCGGCGUCCUUGGCGCGUGUGGAUGUAUGUCUGCAGGCCCCAAAAGCCUUGCAGGGGGGUCCCGAGGGCAAGGCCGAGCUCGAGGCCGCGCGUGCGGCCUUAGCGGCGCCGCACAAGGAGUACCUGACCCUCAGGUUGGUGCAGUUUCCGGACUGGUAG
Molecule: messenger RNA, 1941 nt
Organism: Monoraphidium neglectum
Lineage: Eukaryota; Viridiplantae; Chlorophyta; Chlorophyceae; Sphaeropleales; Selenastraceae
Exons: 4
Coding region: 1-1941 (646 amino acids)
Source: RefSeq, a predicted model, not a curated record